CAUCAUAAACCCUGCUCAACUCAUCGACUAUUCAAAAUGUUGUUAUCAAUAAUUUUCAUGUGGAUCGGCAUCUAUACGACUGCUAUCAUCGCCCAAGAAGUCGUUGUUGUUACUACCUUUGUAACCACUAUCGAAGUCACGACUGUGAAAGCAUCCCUUACCGUUCCCAGUCCAGCAUCAUACACCUCACUCACAGACUUCGAGGACACGGUACUAAAAGUCAGCAACGAAUAUCGAGAUGAUCACGAUGCAGAGGCAUUAGUCUGGAAUGAGACGUUGACGGAAUUUGCUCGCAAAUGGGCUGAAGGGUGUAUUUGGAAGCAUUCAGAUGGACCAUAUGGAGAAAACAUCGCAUUCGGAUUCGCGAAUGCCUCUGCUGCUGUCAAGGCUUGGGGCGACGAAGGAGAACUAUACAAUUUCUCUAAGCCGACUGGAUAUACUGAAGAAACAGGACAUUUCACACAGCUGAUCUGGAAGUCUACGAUACAGGUUGGAUGCGCAGCAGUGAACUGUGGAUAUCCAGAUGAUUCCAGUACCUCCAAACGAGAUGUCCUAGCUCCAAGAUCUACGGGCAGUGAGUCUCGGGCUCAGGGCUGGUAUGUGGUUUGUGAAUACACGCCAGUGGGAAAUGUGGUUGGAGAUCAUGACGCCUAUUUCAAGAAGAAUGUACUGCCGAGUAGUUCGUUUAACUCGACAGGAUCGAAUACAUCUACCAGCAGUACCACUGGAUCUGCGUCUGCAUCGAUGACUGAUGCAAGUAAUGGUUGUGCCAGUAUACAACCUAACAUGGGAAGGAUACGAACCAUGUUACUAUCCCUCAUUAUUAUAGGGAUCGGAAUAGGCAUAUACCAAUGA
This is a messenger RNA of Penicillium malachiteum, 855 nucleotides long. RefSeq names its product putative extracellular SCP domain protein Pry1. The annotation marks the transcript as partial. The transcript has 2 exons. Gene Ontology annotation, cellular component: extracellular region. NCBI's taxonomy places the organism in Eukaryota, Fungi, Ascomycota, Eurotiomycetes, Eurotiales, Aspergillaceae. The record is from RefSeq and is a predicted model, not a curated record.